Messenger RNA from Aspergillus sclerotioniger CBS 115572, 1161 nucleotides. Its product is annotated as isocitrate dehydrogenase (NAD(+)) IDH1. Gene Ontology annotation, biological process: tricarboxylic acid cycle; isocitrate metabolic process. Gene Ontology annotation, cellular component: mitochondrion. Bases 1 to 1161 code for a protein of 386 amino acids. NCBI's taxonomy places the organism in Eukaryota, Fungi, Ascomycota, Eurotiomycetes, Eurotiales, Aspergillaceae. The transcript is spliced from 5 exons. Gene Ontology annotation, molecular function: magnesium ion binding; NAD binding; isocitrate dehydrogenase (NAD+) activity. The record is from RefSeq and is a predicted model, not a curated record.
AUGUUCUCUUUGAGGACGGCGCAACCUGCGCAGUCUUUCCUCCGUCGCGUUGCGGCCCCGACUUCCUUCGUCCGUUCCUCCAUCCCGGCAAGAUCAUUUGCUAGCGUGCAGUCGGAUAUCUUUAAGCCCACCAAGUAUGGUGGCAAAUACACCGUCACUCUGAUUCCCGGUGACGGAAUUGGUGCCGAGGUUGCUGAAUCGGUCAAGACCAUCUUCAAGGCCGACAAUGUCCCCAUUGAGUGGGAGCAGGUAGAUGUUAGCGGUGUGGACACCGGUAACAAACACUCGGAGGAGCUCUUCAAGGAAUCCAUUGCCUCCCUGCGGCGUAACAAGUUGGGUCUCAAGGGUAUUCUCUUCACCCCCGUUGAGCGCUCCGGCCACCAGUCCUUCAACGUUGCUCUUCGUCAGGAGCUCGAUAUCUUUGCCUCGAUUGUUCUCAUCAAGAACAUUCCGGGAUACAAGACCCGCCACGAAAAUGUUGAUCUUUGCAUUAUCCGUGAGAACACAGAGGGCGAAUACUCUGGCCUCGAACACCAGUCCGUGCAAGGUGUUGUGGAGUCAUUGAAGAUCAUCACUCGUGCCAAGUCUGAGCGCAUUGCUAAGUUUGCCUUUGGCUUUGCUCUUGCCAACAACCGCAAGAAGGUUACUUGCAUCCACAAGGCCAACAUCAUGAAGCUUGCCGACGGCCUUUUCCGCAGCACCUUCCAUAAGGUUGCGGAGAACUACCCGACUUUGGAGGUCAACGAUAUGAUCGUCGACAACGCUUCCAUGCAAGCUGUUUCGCGGCCCCAGCAGUUCGACGUUAUGGUCAUGCCCAACCUGUAUGGAGGUAUCCUCUCUAACAUCGGCUCUGCCCUUGUCGGUGGUCCCGGCGUUGUCCCUGGCUGCAACAUGGGACGUGAUGUUGCAGUGUUUGAGCCUGGUUGCCGUCAUGUUGGGCUUGACAUCAAAGGCAAGGACCAGGCGAACCCCAGCGCUAUGAUCCUAUCCGGAUCCAUGCUCCUGCGCCACCUGGGACUGGACGACCACGCGAACCGCAUCUCGAAGGCUGUUUAUGAUGUGAUCGGUGAAGGUAAUAUGAGGACCCGGGAUAUGGGUGGACAGGCCACCACUCAUGAAUUUACCAGAGCCGUCCUUGACAAGAUGGAGGCUGCUCUGUGA